CCCGGCUAGGGAAUAACUGGCGGGAGCUGGGGGGGAGUGGCUGCGGCGGCCGGCGAGCCCGGGACGCCCGAGCCUGCCCCGAGCCUCGGCGGAGCGGAGCGGCCUCGGCGCUCCCGUGUCCCGCGCGGUCCCCGCUGCACCCCGCCGCCUAGGAGCCCGGUGGACGGCGGCUCCCGCGGCGGCCCCGGUAUGACUCGGCGGCGCUCGGCUCCAGCGUCCUGGCUGCUCCUGUCGCUGCUCGGUGUCACAGUGUCCCUGGAAGUGUCCGAGAGCCCUGGCAGUAUCCAGGUGGCCCGGGGCCAGACUGCAGUCCUGCCGUGUGCCUUCUCUACCAGUGCUGCUCUCAUUAACCUCAAUGUCAUCUGGAUGGUCAUUCCUCUCUCAAAUGCAAACCAGCCUGAACAGGUCAUUCUCUAUCAGGGUGGACAGAUGUUUGACGGCGCCCCCAGGUUCCAUGGGAGGGUAGGAUUUACAGGCACCAUGCCUGCUACCAAUGUCUCCAUCUUCAUCAAUAACACCCAACUCUCAGAUACAGGCACCUACCAGUGCUUGGUGAACAACCUUCCAGACAGAGGGGGCAGGAACAUUGGGGUUGCUGGCCUCACAGUGUUAGUCCCCCCUUCUGCUCCACACUGCCAAAUCCAAGGAUCCCAGGACAUCGGCAGCGACGUCAUCCUUCUGUGUAGUUCCGAGGAAGGCAUCCCUCGGCCCACUUACCUUUGGGAGAAGUUAGAUAAUACACUCAAGCUACCUCCAACCGCCACUCAGGACCAGGUCCAGGGAACAGUCACCAUCCGGAAUAUCAGUGCCCUGUCUUCGGGUCUGUACCAGUGCGUGGCUUCUAAUGCCAUCGGGACGAGCACCUGUCUCCUGGAUCUUCAGGUGAUCUCACCCCAGCCCCGAAGCGUUGGCGUCAUCGCUGGAGCUGUCGGCACCGGGGUAGUCCUCAUCAUUAUUUGUAUUGCACUGAUUUCAGGGGCAUUCUUUUACUGGAGAAGCAAAAAUAAAGAGGACGAGGAGGAAGAUAUCCCUAAUGAAAUCAGAGAGGAUGAUCUUCCACCUAAAUGCUCUUCUGCCAAAGCAUUUCACACAGAGAUAUCCUCCUCGGAAAAUAACACCUUGACCUCUUCCAAUACCUACAACAGUCGAUACUGGAACAACAAUCCCAAAACCCACAGAAACACGGGGUCAUUCAACCACUUCAGUGACUUACGCCAGUCUUUCUCUGGCAAUGCCGUUAUCCCCUCCAUCUAUGCAAAUGGGAGCCAUCUGGUCUCUGGCCCACAUAAGACCCUGGUAGUGACAGCCAACAGAGAGUCCUCACCCCAGGUCAUGCCCAGGAACAAUGGUUCAGUCAGCAGGAAGCCUUGGCCUCAGCACACACACUCCUACACUGUCAGCCAAGUGACUCUGGAGCGCAUAGGUGCAGUACCUGUCAUGGUGCCUGCCCAGAGUCGGGCGGGAUCCCUGGUGUAGGAUGUUUGAGGAUGCUGUGUGCAGAAGAGAAAAAAUGGAAUGCCUCCCGACAAGGGGGAGAGCAGGGGUGGGCGAGUGCUGGAAAGAUAGACUUUUGUUACCAUUACUUUAGUAGAAAGCACCAAGAAGACGGUGCUCUUGCCUGGCCACUGCAGUGUGUGAAGUGACCGAGAAUAUUCUGUCAUGAAGACUCAAGAAGACUGUUUCCUCACCACAGUUGUCCUGGGAUUCAGUUAAAAAAAAAAAAAAAAAAAAAAAAAAAACAAAACAAAACGCUGCAUCUCGAAUGACGUGCCAAGCCAAGGAGAAUGCUAGAAGCAGAAUAGCGCUUACAACCCAAACCGUGGUCCAGGUGGACCUGUUCUUUAAUUCUUGCCUAACUUAAUAAUUUUCAGGAGACUUAAGUGCCAGGUGGAGUUUAAAUAAUAAAAUUAUUUUUUAAAAUAUGUAUAUUUACAAAACAAACAUGAGCAAGCUUGUGAUCUGUUCUGCCUCUCCCAUUCCCCUUUAAUGGCGAGGCCUUAAUGGUACUAGCGAUGCAUUCCAACUGGGCUGGCUCUUUAUCAUAAAGGUGAAACUUUGUACAAAACACAAUUUGGCUAGAAAUGGGGGAAAAUAAGGAAACUUCUUGUGAACACCCCACACUCUUAUUUAUUUACCUCUUCCUGAACCGUGAACUUCUGUAUUUGGGAUUUUGCUAUGUUGACAAAUUCUUGUCUGUGUUUCUCUGGGAUCUCUUACAGGUCCAUGGCAAUUACUGUUCAUGAUUUCCUAAAAAAAAUAUUUUUUUAAAAGAAAACUAUUUUUUUUAAAUACUUGAAAGACACUGAACUAGGAAGGCAUGAACUUAACACCUUGUCCAGUGAUUGUGCUCAGUGGCUCAGCAGAAACCUGUCACGGUUCCGGGAAAUGAGGGGGCUGUCUGGAAAACAAGCUGGAGGCAGGUGGGAGGGGCCGCUGCGUUGCUAGGAGGGCCCCAAAGAAGCAAGAUUGUGCCUGUCAACUCUGCUGCCACACCGGCCACUUGUAAUGUGGGCAGCACCUGAUGUCUUUUGUACCGAGGAGGAUGACUCCCUCUUGUUUGACAAGUAGAGGUUAGUAGGCUGUUGCAGAAAGGGCAGGAGUUGGUUUGUUUCUUUCAAAAUAAUUCCUUUUUUUUUUUUUU
This is a messenger RNA of Microtus oregoni (creeping vole), 2641 nucleotides long. It is a transcript of the gene Igsf11, whose product is annotated as immunoglobulin superfamily member 11. The coding region runs from base 190 to 1476 and encodes 428 amino acids. Gene Ontology annotation, biological process: homophilic cell-cell adhesion. Gene Ontology annotation, molecular function: ionotropic glutamate receptor binding. NCBI's taxonomy places the organism in Eukaryota, Metazoa, Chordata, Mammalia, Rodentia, Cricetidae. The record is from RefSeq and is a predicted model, not a curated record. Gene Ontology annotation, cellular component: cell-cell junction. The transcript is spliced from 7 exons.